Molecule: messenger RNA, 6291 nt
Organism: Paecilomyces variotii
Lineage: Eukaryota; Fungi; Ascomycota; Eurotiomycetes; Eurotiales; Thermoascaceae
Product: signaling protein
Exons: 2
Coding region: 1-6291 (2096 amino acids)
Biological process (GO): small GTPase-mediated signal transduction
Cellular component (GO): plasma membrane; cytoplasm
Molecular function (GO): guanyl-nucleotide exchange factor activity; small GTPase binding
Source: RefSeq, a predicted model, not a curated record
AUGCCCUGGCGGCCUCUGCCUCGCAUUGCAUUCGCGGUCGCCAUAUACCCGUUCCAACCCUCGUCGCCCGCGGACCUGCCGCUGGAGCUGGGCGAUGAAUUGUACAUAAUCGAGCAGGGAGGGGUCCACGGCGAGUGGUACCGCGGCUAUCUCGUCGCCCCGCCGUCCCUCCUCGCCGGACUCACCAGCGUCAAGGGCCAGACAUUGGAGGCGCGAGUCUUCUCCGGCAUCUUUCCGAAGAACUGUGUCGAGGUGCGCGAGGUGCUCGGGGAUGGAGAGGGGCGCAAACCGGUCCAGAGCGAGGCGCAGUUAAGCGCGGACGUGCCGAACGGGGUCAACGGCGACAAGCACAACAAGAGGGACAGCACGUCUCCGUCUUUCCCGCUGACGCCGUUGUCGGUUGGCCCCCGAGACCCCAAUGCGCCCAAACCUGCAGCACCGGUACCGAUGUUGAAGAUUGGGGAUGAGACCCCCACGUCGUCGUCGGAACCGCUGGUGGAUGAGAUCGCAUCAUGCCUGCGAGAAUGGCACUCCACCAAUCUGCACGAGCUGCUGCUCGCCCGGAAAUACAGCGUGCUGGAGCAGAUGUCGGAGAUUGUCCAGGAGCUGGAUCUGGCCCGGAGGCAACUGCUGCACAAUGUCCUCACCGGACAGGAGAGAGCCGCACUGCGGGAGAAAACAGUGUGGACACUGGUGCGCGGCAACAAGAUGCUGAGCGGGGAGGUGAUCGUGAGAGAUCCCAAGCAGCGCGGUCGCUUGCUCACUGGGGAGGAUUCCGCCAUUCAAUUGACGAAGCUUCAAUCGGAAAUGAGCAUGCUGGACAGCAGCGCCACGACCAAUGCAGAGCCUGCCGGACUGCACAAUCUUCUUUUCGAGGUCAAUGCAGUGUCAGGAACGAAUUCCGGCCCCGUGACGGUUUCGAUGUAUCUCAGCACCAAGCUGGAUAACGGAACGCUGAAGCCACUCUCCGAGACCUACAUCUUGGACAUUCCUUCGCCUGAGAGUUUUGCGAGUCUUGCGCAUAGCAGCAGGCUGAAAACGUUGUUCACCGAAAUUACCGCAACGGAUAUUGGUGAAGUCUCCGGCGGCAAUGCUCAGCUCUAUCUUGUGGCAACGGUGCAGACAGCCCAGAACCCGAAGACCAAUUUACCCCCGAGAGCACGGUCUUCUGCGUCGAGGGAUGGGGCACUGGCCAACAAGACCACGAAUCAAGUCAACGGCGGCGGCUCCAAGGGAAGUCUGAAGGCUCGACGGAGCGUGAUCUGGACUUCGAGACCACGGGCAUCGCCGAGCAUUGAGUCUGGAAAGGAAAAUAUCAGGGCACCUCCCUCUGCUGGUAGCACGGCGAGUAGUCAGGACCGGAAGGACUCGCCUAUUAAUGACGCCAUGGUUGUCCGUACUGUUGGAGCUGGUGUCAUUGAGGUAUCUCAGGUCUUCAGGCAGAAUAAGGACGUCGAGCAGGUGAUCAACAUCUGGUCCCCGAUAGGUGUGGAUGACGAGGAGGACGACCAUAUGGAAGGCUUUGAUGAGCUCAUUCGCAGUGUCCUUCCCAGUCCCACCGGAAAAUACACGAGGUCGCAGCGGGCAGCGCGUCUUCAUACGCAUUUAUCGCCGUUUGUUAGCGAUGACGCCGAUGCGCUGAUCCGAAGUAAUCCUACCACCAUGCAUAAUGUAACCCAGACCAGGAGAAUGGGAUUCCCGACUGCUCCGACGAAGCCACGAUCGGACAUCUAUAUCACUGUAUCUCGCGCCAUCUUCCCACACGAUGCUUUCCUGUCCCACCCACAGGCUGGUCAUGUUCCUGUCCCGAUGGCGUCAGGAUUGCGGAACCUACAAUUGACUUUCGAAGUGCGCAAUUCGUCGGGAGCUCGUGUGGAACGGUGCAUAUACGCAUCUUCGAACAGCAACGGCCAUACAGCCUGGCGAUCCACGGUUGCGGAACGGGACGCCUCGUGGAAUGAGACCAUUAGGCUCAAGAUUCCCACGGAUCAGGUACCCGGCUCCCAUCUGAUUAUGAGUAUAGCCGAUGCACCAGAAUUCCCGUUUGCUCUGGCUUGGAUGCCGCUCUGGGACCAGCAGGCGUUCCUGCACGAUGGGCCCCAUUCGUUACUUUUGCAUGCCUACGACAAGACUACUUCUAGUAUUGAGAACGGCAGAGGUGCCUAUCUGUCUCUUCCCUGGAGCGCAGCUAGCAAGAAGGAGUCGACCAAGGACGAGACCGUUACUGGAUCGGUGGCUACGCUGCGUAUUGAGACGUAUCUCUGUAGUACUGAAUACUCGCAGGAUCAAAUCAUGCUCGGUCUGAUUAACUGGAAAGAGCAGUCAGCGGAUGAGGUGCUGCAGAUCCUCAAGCGGCUUGUUUUCGUUCCCGAAAUCGAAAUCGUUAAGCAGCUCAGUGGAGUUUUUGACGCGCUAUUCGGUAUUCUGGUUGAGAAUGCCGGAAAAGAGGACUACGAAGACCUGAUCUUCAACGAUUUGGUGAUGGUGCUGGGCAUUGUGCACGACCGCCGUUUCAACCUGGGACCGUUGGUCGACCACUACGCCGAGAAGCAGUUCAACUUCCCCUUCGCCACCCCUUGCUUGAUCAGGAGUUACCUGCGGCUGCUGCAGGCCAGCACGGAUACCCAGCAGUCGCGGAAUCUGCGCGCUGCCUUCAAAGUUGGCCGACAUCUCAUGAAGUUUAUUAUGAACGCCAGAGCGCAACAGAAGGCCAAGGAAGAAGAGAUCGGAAUCACAAAGAUCCAGACCUCGUUCAGUCGAGAUAUCCAUUCAAUCUUCAAGUCGCUCGAAGGGUUGAUGAGGAGCCCGAAUCCGAUCUUGGUCGGCAGUAAGACGCUCAUUGUCCAGCACGUGCACACUUGGCUGCCUGAGCUGAGCAAUGUCCUCAGCAAUGACGAGGUUGUUAUGAUCUCGUUGAGCUUCAUGGAUUCCUGCAAAGACGUCAAGGGGUUGCUUGUUCUCUAUAAGCUGGUCCUGAUUCAGAACUACACCCGGAUACCGGUCUUCGCCUCAGGGCCCGAACGACAGACUCUGAUUUCGAGCUGCAUCAGCUGGCUGGCACCGUAUUGGGGCGCCACUAAUGAUGUCUCUGACCAAUACCGCGAUCAGGUGCGACUCUGCUGCUCUGUUGUGGCGGAGCUCUUGAAGCAGCCCGAUCCUCUGCUGUACGAGUUCAUGCCGAAGAUCGUGUCUACCUACUGCGCCAUCCAAACCGAGGGCGUAGAUGAUACGAACUAUCUUUCUUUGCUCUUUAGCAAGUCCUUCCCAUUCCAGGUCAAGCCUUCCGCUACCAAGCAGAAGUUCGAUGAGGGGCUUGUAGAGCUGUCCGCCCUUAUGGCUGCGAUUGCCAAGAUCCGGAACCCGAAGCUGCCUGUCAUGAAACCCAUUGAGCUGUCCACGUUCCUUGCGCAGGUCCUGGAAUCCCAUCUCUCAGUUCUCAGCUGUGACGCAUACCCUGAGAGCUGGCUCAGUGUGCAUAUUUACAACCACCGCGCUGCCAUGAAGAGCUUGGAGUUUAUUUCAUCCGUCAUGAUCAAGUCUCUACUUCCGUCGCCGGACGAUGCUGAUACGUUCGACAUGAAACUGUGGGAGGCCUUCUUCGCAACAUUGUUGAAGCUCGUCUCCAGUGAUGCACUCGCGCUGGAGACCUUCCCGGAGCAGAAGCGUCGGGCGGUUUGGAAAAUCGGUGGUGACGUUCGCGAACUAGGAGCCGAGCUGCUGCGCCGGAGCUGGGAGGCUAUCGGCUGGGAGACCACCGACGAAGAGAGGGAGCGGUUUGGUCUGAAGAGGCUAGGUGGUUACCAGGUCCAGUAUGUUCCUGGCCUUGUGCCGCCUAUCAUUGAGCUUUGUCUCAGUGUUCAUGAGGGCCUGCGACAUGUUGCUGUGGAAGUAUUGCAGACGAUGAUCAUCAGUGAAUGGAAUCUGAACCAGGAUCUGGCGAUUAUCGAGACGGAGGUCAUUUCAAGUCUCGACCACUUGUUCAAGACAAAGCAUAUGAAUGAGAGUAUUACGCAGAAGCUGUUCAUCAAUGAGCUGCUCGAUCUUUUCCACGCUAGUCGUACUUCAGACGAAGGUCUCUCAGCCUCUGUGAGAGAGUUCAUUGCCACUAUCGACGAGCUCUUGGAUCUGCUCGUGGCUUCUCACAGCGGCGAUAUGAACGAGAGCCUACAUACGCUCAAGCUGAUGGAGUUCAUGAAGGAUAUGGGCCGUGAGGAUAUUUUCAUCCGAUACGUGCAUGAGCUCGCUGAUGUGCAAGCUGCUGCUCGCAACUACAUUGAGGCCGGUCUUGCUCUUCAGUUCCAUGCCGAUCUGUACGAGUGGGAUCCCAACAAACUUGUUCCUGCAGUGUUCAACCCCCCACUUCCAGAGGAGUCGUCGUUCGAGAGGAAGGAAGCACUCUACUUCCAGAUCAUCCAAUAUUUCGAAGAUGGAAAGGCUUGGGCCCACGCCCUUGCUUGCUACAGGGAGCUAGCGUACCAGUAUGAGAUUACGAUUAUGGACUUUUCCAAACUCUCGAGGACACACAGCUCCAUCGCCAGGAUCUACGACGCCGUGGCCAAGGAAGACAAGCAGUUCCCACGCUACUUCCGGGUCGUGUACAAGGGCCUGGGUUUCCCGGCUACCCUUCGGGACAAGGAGUAUAUCUACGAGGCGUAUCCCUAUGAACGCAUGGCAGCCUUCACGGACCGCAUGCGGAAACAACAUCCUGCAGCACGGAUCAUGUCUUCGGGUGAGAUUGACGAUCUCGAGGGGCAAUUCCUGCAGAUCAAUUCUGUUAGCGUCCACCGAGAUAUGGGACAUCCGGUGUAUCAGCGGUCAAAGCUUCCGAGCACCGUGCGGGAACAUCUGUUGAUCUCUGUCCCGAACCAAUUCUCGAUGACCUCGAAGAAGCACACUGGUGGAACUGACGUGAAGGAGCAAUGGGUUGAAAAGACUAUCUUUACGACUGCGGAACCUUUCCCGAACAUCCUACGCAGAAGCGAGAUUGUUGCGGCGGAUGACCUAGCGCUGUCGCCUCUGCAGACUGCUAUUGAGCGUACGUGGCGCAAGACGCAGGAACUUCUUCUUCUGGAGAAGCGCGCGAAAGCGGGCGAUGACCCUAGUUUUUCCGCCUUGACUGAGGCUCUUAGUCAAUUGCUCGAGUUGAACUCGUCUUCGCCCAGCUGUGUGGCAUUGUACCGGCAGUUCCUAACCGAAGAGCAGCCUCGGGAAGAGGAAGAGGAGGGACUGGAGGAGCAGGAGGAGCUUGUGAGGCCAAUUGACCCGCUAGAAAAUGCUCUGGCUGUGGCUCUUAUCGAUCAUGCCUUGGCUAUCAAACACUGCCUGAACCUCUUCUCUCGGCCGGCUCACCUAGCCACGCAGGCAGAACUUACACGACGGUUCGAGGAGGCGUUUGCACCUGAGCUUGCGUCGCUCUCGGCUCAACCACCGCCGUCGCAGUCACAGUCACAGGAGUCCCCUCAUCUACUUGGCUACCGCAGUCCUAGCCUUGGCAAUGGUCAACAACAGUCUCCCCACCAGCGGUCUACUAGCCCUGAGCAGGAGCUUAUCCGCUCCAGCCGUUCCCAAGACCGCAAGCAUGGUGACAAGCACUCUGUCGGCCAUCGCAUCAGUAUCAUGAACCCCUUCAAGCGGGCUCACCAUCUGGCGUCUGGGUCUGUCGUGACGGUCAACGGCCAUUCUGACGGCAGACGUCCUUCCGAGGCCAAGUCUAAUGGAGAGACCAUUCAUGACGACGACGACGCUGCCACCAUCCAUAGUCGGACGACCAGCCGUUCUCGCGGAGGCAGGAGCGAUACGCACUCGAAGCGCAGAAGCUGGUUUAGCGGAGACAAGUCGCACAAGUUCAGUCCUUCCGUCUCCGCGGCUGAGAUACCGAUGGAAGAUGCCCACGCAACCCCACGCCGACAAGCGUCGACUGCAUCUCGUCGCAGCCAGCCUGACAGGAGACGUUCCAGUUCAAUGCAUCGUACCUCGUCUAUGCACCGCACCUCUUCCAAACGAGAGAGACCAUCGAAUGCAAGCAGAUCCGCUCUUCCUUCAGCGAGCAACCAUGAGCGUCCUGAGACGUCAGGCAGCCGUAGCCAAUCCAUUAAAGAGUCAGUGAUCGCCAGUCCUUCGUCGAACCACAGCGUACCCGCGACGAACACUGGCGGUGUACGGGAUUCCGUCAUGAAGCGGUUCAGUCUGCUGAAAAGCGUCGGACGAAAGAACGGCCGUCUCGGCAUGGGAGAUCUCAACGGAAGCUUAGGCAGCGGAAACGGGUUCAAUGAACCGCUCCGCGAGGAGUAA